UAUGAAAACGCAGUUCAAAUUUUAGAAUCUCGUAGAAAAAUUUUCUUUUUGAAAAUAGGCUUCAUGUGUGGGUUUGUGAGACAAGGGGUAAACAGAAAAUGCAGAGGGAGAUAAUGAGCAAGAAGAAGAGUAGUCAGGUUCAUUGUCUUCCCUCUGGUGAUCUCAUGACGGCUUCAACUUCAAAACGCAUUCCUGAGAUCAGAUUGUACAAAGCCUGGAAGGGUAACAACAGAUUUUUCUGUGGUGGAAGGCUAAUCUUCGGUCCUGAUGUAUCAUCUCUGUUCCUAACCUCGUUCUUGAUUGGAGCUCCUGCCCUUACAUUCUGCAUAAGGAUGCUCUUCUGGAUCCGAAGAGGCGACCCUUCCUUCAAUUACACCGUUCUGACUUCAGGAUUUAUCCUCACCCUCUUGGACUUUAUGUUUCUAUUGUUGACAUCAGCUAGGGAUCCAGGAAUCAUCCCCAGGAACAAAACAUCAAUGAAUCUUGAAGAUGGCUCAGAGAGUUCAUUGACACAAUCUAUGGAAUGGGUCAACAACAAAACUCCUCAUCUCAAGGUUCCUAAAACGAAAGACGUUUUCGUUAAUGGCUACACUAUCAAAGUCAAGUUCUGUGAUACUUGCUUGCUAUACCGUCCACCACGCGCAUCCCACUGCUCCAUAUGUAACAACUGUGUCCAACGCUUUGAUCAUCAUUGUCCAUGGGUCGGACAAUGCAUUGCCCGUAGAAACUACCCUUUCUUCAUAUGCUUCAUCUCAACUUCAACAUUGUUAUGCCUAUAUGUCUUUGUGUUCUCUUGGAUCAAUCUAAUCAGACAGCCUGGGAAACUAUGGAGGACAAUGUCUCAUGAUAUAGUCUCUGUCAUUCUUAUAGUCUAUACAUUCGUUGCUGUCUGGUUCGUUGGUGGCCUAACCAUUUUCCACUUCUAUCUAAUGUCAACAAAUCAGACAACUUAUGAGAAUUUCCGGUACCGUUAUGACAAGAAAGAAAAUCCUUACAAGAGAGGGUUACUAAAGAACGUUAAAGAAGUGUUCUUCGCCAAGAUACCGCCUUCUCAACUAGAUCUCAGAGCAAUGGUACCAGAAGAAGAUGACGUGACAAUAGCAUCUGAGUAUCAAUCAGAGUAUAGUUCAUCAGUCAGAUAUGAUUCAGAAAUGGGAGGCAAGCUCACUAAUCGGGAUAGUCCAAAGAAGCUUCCUAUGCGCGCAAGAAACUUAGAUAAUAUUGACCUUAGUGAUGACUAUGACAAAUCUCUGGCUACUAGAGAUGAUGUUUCUCUUGAUCUUUCUUCUCAUCUCAACUAGACUUGCUGCAAGUAAUUGCAAUGAAGAGACCUCCUGAUGUUGUAUCAUUUUUGUCUAUAUUGUCAAGA
Brassica oleracea var. oleracea is the source of this 1369-nucleotide messenger RNA. RefSeq names its product probable protein S-acyltransferase 3. Gene Ontology annotation, cellular component: Golgi apparatus; endoplasmic reticulum. The record is from RefSeq and is a predicted model, not a curated record. Gene Ontology annotation, molecular function: protein-cysteine S-palmitoyltransferase activity. NCBI's taxonomy places the organism in Eukaryota, Viridiplantae, Streptophyta, Magnoliopsida, Brassicales, Brassicaceae. The transcript is spliced from 5 exons. Gene Ontology annotation, biological process: peptidyl-L-cysteine S-palmitoylation; protein targeting to membrane. The coding region runs from base 99 to 1301 and encodes 400 amino acids.